Stegodyphus dumicola is the source of this 1223-nucleotide messenger RNA. Its product is annotated as AP-5 complex subunit beta-1-like. The record is from RefSeq and is a predicted model, not a curated record. Gene Ontology annotation, biological process: endosomal transport. NCBI's taxonomy places the organism in Eukaryota, Metazoa, Arthropoda, Arachnida, Araneae, Eresidae. Gene Ontology annotation, cellular component: lysosomal membrane; AP-type membrane coat adaptor complex.
AUAAUUUUUUUUUUUUUAGGCAGUGUUAAGACUUCUCCAGAUAUUUCUAAUUAAGGCAGAUUUUGAAACAGAAAAUACUUGGUGCUUGGGCAAUGAUAUCUUGUCUGUUUGCCGAGCUUUUCUAAAAUUUCAUGAUGUGCAAAUAUUUUAUUAUGAUCUUGCUGAAGUUCUUUGUUCAGUGGCACUCAAAUUCAAUGAUGCUGACGUCAAAGAUAGAGCUAAAAUCUACUAUAGUUUGUUGACUUCCCUGUCUAGAUUGAAAGUUCAGACUAUCUUCAAUUUACAAGCGUCAGAGAGAGAUACAAAAAACCCUUUUAUAUCUUUUGUAACUGGUGUAGAUUCUAAUUUUCAGUCAGCAUCUUCUAUUCAGAAGUUAGCUAAGCCUGUGUUACUACUAAAAAGAGUUAAACAAAAUAAUGGAAAUUCUUUAAAUGAUGUGAUGGCCAGAUCAGCUUCUGUACCUAUUGCUAAUGUUUUUGAAAUAUAUCAGCAACAUUUAAAAACACAUCACCAUGCUGUAUCUGUACCUUUUGCAGUAACAUAUGUUAAUGAUAUUGAAAAGCCAUUUUGUAAUAUGUAUAGCAUUGUUAUUACAGCUCAGUCAACUCCACUUUGUAAGGAAAUUUCAGAGAUUGAAAUACCUGUAUUAAAGGGAGACAAAGGGCAAGAGACACUUAUAAAUCUCAGAUUCAUACCGUUGGAGCCUCACCCCCUUACUCUGUAUUUUAGAGCAGAAUUUACCUGCAGUAAUGGCUAUACUUAUAACUGUCAUCUUCAGCCUGUUAUUUUGAAGUUUGAAGAUGCGUUUCUACCUCUACCUGUACCCAAGCAUCUUGACUGCUCUGUCUCAUUAUGGAGACACAAUCUGUUUAAUGAAUUAUGGGAUCGAUUUUUGGAAGAAUCUAAAUCUACACACAUAAAGGAGGUCAGAUACUGUCAGUCAGCAUUCUGCUUUGAUGUAAAAAAAGAUGAUUUGCCAAGUAUUGUGGAAGAAAGAUGGAAACCAUUUAUUAUUGAAAAAUUACCGAACACAUUAUAUGCAAUUGCAAUAUUUUUACCACCAAGGAACCAUUUAUUAAUGAAAAUCAGUAUUGUGAAUGAAAAACCUUUUAUUAAUAUUCUUGUUGAUAGUAUUUUAAUACUGCCAUGGGCAAAUGUAUAUUUACAAGAAAUAACUCAUACUACUGGAAUAUAAGAUUUAAAAUAAAUAUUUAUUGAAUGUG